Messenger RNA from Gossypium raimondii (Peruvian cotton), 587 nucleotides. RefSeq lists its product as uncharacterized. The transcript has 3 exons. Bases 39 to 476 code for a protein of 145 amino acids. The record is from RefSeq and is a predicted model, not a curated record. Lineage: Eukaryota; Viridiplantae; Streptophyta; Magnoliopsida; Malvales; Malvaceae.
CAAGCCUUAGCCUCUUUCUCUUCUCUUGUUUUUCAUCCAUGAGUGAGAUACUAGCCAAUAGCAAGGAGGAGAAUUCUCCUCAAGAGCAGCAGCAACGCUCAAAAGCAAACAACAUGCCUAGGGCUAACCUUAACGUGCUCCCUCCACACCCCUGGUUCCCCGUCAAUAGCAAGGAUGAUAGUGAUAUUGGACUUGAAAGUGAUGGAUAUUUUGAAGAACAAGAUUCUGAAGACAAAAAGGAAGAAGAGGAGAUCAGGCAAUUGGAAUUUCAAGUCGCUUUAACUCAAGAACUAGCCAAUAUGAUGAUUCGGUUUAUCUCGCAACGCAACCAAAUCUACUAUUUACCCUUUAUAAGAUUAAUAUUUGAUACAUCGAUGAUUUCGACUACUAGUGAACUAAAUGAUAACACAUCAUCAAAAAAUAAAUUUAAAAUUUUUGAUAACAUAUUAUUAUCCGGUUCACUAGUGAGUAAUUAAAUAUUAAUCCUGAUUGUAAAUCUUAAUUUAGUUUCAAGUUCUAACUAUAUAUUUGUUUCCUUUUUCUUUUGGCUCCUUAUUUUUGCCAUUUGUUACACCUCUCAACAGUAA